Hibiscus syriacus is the source of this 1002-nucleotide messenger RNA. RefSeq names its product NAC domain-containing protein 2-like. The record is from RefSeq and is a predicted model, not a curated record. The coding region runs from base 1 to 1002 and encodes 333 amino acids. Gene Ontology annotation, molecular function: DNA binding. The transcript has 3 exons. NCBI's taxonomy places the organism in Eukaryota, Viridiplantae, Streptophyta, Magnoliopsida, Malvales, Malvaceae. Gene Ontology annotation, biological process: regulation of DNA-templated transcription.
AUGUUGGCUUCUUCUUUGACGACGAUGGAGGAAUCUCCCGGUAACUCAUCGGAAAUUAUUCUACUUCCUCCUGGUUUUAGGUUCCACCCUUCUGAUGAAGAACUCAUAGUUCAUUACUUGAAGAACAAAGUUACUUCCAGGCCACUUCCUGCUUCUAUUAUAGCUGAGAUUGAUUUAUACAAGUAUAAUCCAUGGGAGCUUCCAGCUUUGUUUGGAGAAGAUGAAUGGUAUUUUUUCUCUCCAAGGGAUCGGAAGUAUCCGAAUGGAGGGAGGCCUAAUCGAGCGGCGGUAUCGGGGUAUUGGAAGGCGACCGGAACCGAUAAACCGAUCCUAACAUCGUGUGGAACCAAGAGUAUUGGAGUGAAGAAAGCGCUGGUAUUCUACAAAGGACGCCCACCUAAAGGUACCAAGACUGAGUGGAUCAUGAACGAGUAUAGACUCCUCGAAACCAUGAUUUGGACUCCUAAACGAAAAGGGUCUAUGAGGUUAGAUGAUUGGGUGCUUUGUCGAGUGAGGCAAAAAGCCAACAACAUACAAAGAAACAUUACAAAUGAAGAACCAGAUAGCUUCUAUGUCCCCAACCCCAAUGAGCUAUGGCCUUCACGUGUUGAAACGGCUAAAACCUAUCUAUUCAAUGACUGCCCUAUGUUACCCUACAUGUUUGCAUCUCAAGACCUCCCCAAUUGCUUUGAUGCAGCCUCAAGCAUCAGCUUCCAAGGAAGUGACAGAUCUGGUACAUCAGUCCAGGAAGCCAAUUCUGAUAACAAGAAUCUGCAGAUUUCGUUUUCAUCUCCAAAAAAUCUCUUUAACCCUUUGAAGAGAGAGUCCAUGGAAGGUACCCAGACCACUAGUUUCGUCCCAUCCAGCAACAAGAAGCUCAGGGAGAAUGAUAACAUUUACAGAUCAAACCACUUGGAAAAUGGUGACUUCAGUCCAGAUCAAUGGAGUUCAAUCAUGCAGGAUCAAGAACUUAAUCUCCUGGAUUUCACUGAAACUGAGUAA